AUCUGGCCGAGGGAUAAUCUUCCAAAAAUAUUACUCCACCGACUCAACCGACCCGAAAGAGUACAAACUCCCUGUUGACAGGAUCCGAAAUUUCAGUAUAAUUGCUCACGUAGACCAUGGUAAAAGUACCUUAGCUGAUCGUCUCCUGGAGAUAACAGGGGCGAUCAGAACCAACUCUGGGGCUCAGGUGCUCGACAAACUCCAGGUGGAAAAGGAGCGAGGAAUAACAGUCAAAGCCCAAACUGUCUCCUUAAAAUAUACUUACAAAGAGGAAGAGUACAUGUUGAAUUUGAUCGACACUCCAGGGCAUGUAGACUUCGCUAGUGAAGUUCACAGGUCUCUGUCAGCCUGUCAGGGUGUUAUUCUAGUUGUGGACGCCAAUGAUGGAGUCCAAGCACAGACUGUCGCGAACUUUUAUCUAGCCUUUGGGAAAGAUUUAGUGAUAAUUCCAGCGAUCAACAAGAUUGAUUUGAAGAAUGCAAAUCCGGAGAGAGUUGUUAAGGAAUUAAAUGCUUUGUUUGAUAUUAAUGAAGAAGAUGUGAUCAAGAUUUCUGCUAAACUGGGUAUCAAUGUGGAGAAGAUACUGGAGGCUGUGGUAGAGAGAAUUCCUCCCCCCAAGGUCGACAGGGAAAAAUCCUUCCGAGGACUCAUCUUCGACAGCUGGUACGAUAAAUAUCGAGGAGCCAUUUCCUUGAUUUAUCUGACGGAGGGAUCGAUUUCUGUUGAACAACACAUCACUUCAAUUUAUACUGGAAAAUCGUACGAGAUCAGAGAGCUCAUCCUGCUGAGGCCUGGGAAGGAACACGUGAGAACACUGUAUGCAGGACAAGUGGGCUGUGUGGUCUGUAACAUGAGGUCUUCAGGCGAUGCACAUAUUGGCGACACGAUUCAUCUGAAAAAUGUGCCGGUAAAGCCUUUAACAGGGUUCAACCCAGUCAAAGCAAUAGUCUUUGCUGGAAUUUACCCCAUGGAUCAGUCUCAGCAUCUGUCGUUGAGAAAUGCCAUCGAACGGCUCGUUCUAAAUGACAGCGCCGUCAGUCUGUCGAUAGAGACGAGCCCUGCUUUGGGGUUGGGCUGGAGGCUAGGAUUUUUGGGAUUACUUCACAUGGAAGUAUUCUGUCAAAGACUGGAGCAGGAGUACGGAACAGCUCCAAUUAUUACUGCCCCCAGUGUAACGUAUAAAGCGAAAAUUUGUGGAAAACAGAAUAUCAAGGAUCAUGGGACUGAAGAGAUCACUUUCAACAAUCCUGCACAUUUUCCUAAUCCACAGAUUGUAACGGAGUUCAUGGAACCAAUGGUUUGGGGAACAAUUAUUACACCAAGUAAGAGAGCAAAUCAAUAUGUCAUAUUCGAUCCACAUAAAAAAUGA
Molecule: messenger RNA, 1369 nt
Organism: Diachasma alloeum
Lineage: Eukaryota; Metazoa; Arthropoda; Insecta; Hymenoptera; Braconidae
Product: translation factor GUF1 homolog, mitochondrial
Biological process (GO): positive regulation of translation
Cellular component (GO): mitochondrion
Molecular function (GO): GTPase activity; mitochondrial ribosome binding; GTP binding
Source: RefSeq, a predicted model, not a curated record